This is a messenger RNA of Exaiptasia diaphana, 2142 nucleotides long. Its product is annotated as probable UDP-sugar transporter protein SLC35A5. Gene Ontology annotation, biological process: pyrimidine nucleotide-sugar transmembrane transport. The transcript is spliced from 5 exons. Gene Ontology annotation, cellular component: Golgi membrane. Lineage: Eukaryota; Metazoa; Cnidaria; Anthozoa; Actiniaria; Aiptasiidae. Bases 108 to 1382 code for a protein of 424 amino acids. The record is from RefSeq and is a predicted model, not a curated record. Gene Ontology annotation, molecular function: pyrimidine nucleotide-sugar transmembrane transporter activity.
UCAAGCAAGAAUGAUCAUUGGACUUUGUCAGUGUCUAUUUAAGAAAUUUGUGGCGUUUCCUCUUUUUUACCACAAAUGGUUUCAUCGAAUCAACAAAGCUGUUAUCCAUGAGAUGUUGUCGGGUUAUUUUGACUUGCGACGUGUUGCACUUGACUUCUGACAUCGUGGGCUCCCUGUGUUAUAAUCCAAAAAUCAAAAUGGCGAACGAUCRAUAUUUGAAAGCCUACGCUGGCAAUGAAAACUGGUGGAAUCCAAGUGGUUUGAUUCACACUGCUUUACUAGCUUCCGUUUAUAUAUUCUUUGCAUGUUCGAGGACGUUUCUGAUUAAAUUUUCAAUUCGUGGAGAAGGGUAUGACUAUCUACCAGUAACUGUUAAUGUCAUGGCAGAACUCUGUAAAUUUGUUGUGUGUCUGGUGUUGGCUAUUUAUGUUCUCAUCUUUCAAGAGGGUAAACCAUUCAAGGAAGCUUUUCAUCCGUCGCAUGUCAAGUGGAAGGAGUUCUUUAAAUGGUCUGUGCCAGGACUUCUCUAUUUCUUUGAUAAUUUAUUGGGUUUUUACAUCUUGGUUCAUCUUCCUCCAGCUGUCUACAGCUUGAUGGGUAACUUUGUCAUUAUCACAACAGCUGUGCUAUUCAGGAUAGUUCUACGGAGACCAUUGUCCAAAAUCCAGUGGGCAUCAUUGGUGAUUUUAUUCCUCUCAAUUAUGUCCUUAUCGAACAUGAAUCAGACUGACCAUCAUCAUCAUCAUCAUCAUCAUCAUCAUCAAGUCAUCUUUCAUCAAAAUCAAAAUCAAAACUCACCAUAUCAACAUAAAGCUGUCACAUACAACUCUACAGUGGAGGCUCCACCUAUAAUCUCAAAGUUCUACAUCAAUGAAGGUCAUAUCUUGGUUCUAGUGCAGUGUGCACUGUCUUCACUUGCCAACAUUUACAAUGAAAAAAUAUUCAAAGAAGAUGAUGGCAUGAAACAGAGUAUUUAUGUUCAGAACAGCAAACUCUAUUUUUUUGGGAUAAUCUUCAACUUCUUCACUCUCGUAAUCAAGCCAGACUUUCAUAGACAUUUGUUUGAAUGUGGUUUCUUUAGUGGAUAUAACAUUCAAUCAACAAUUCUCAUUUUUGUUACUGCUUUCUUUGGCCUCGUGGUUGCACUUAUUUUAAAGUUCAGGGACAAUAUGUUCCAAGUCAUGUCAUUUCAGCUUUCAAAUGUAUUCAUUAUYACUUCAUCCGUUCUGUUUUUUGACUUUCAUCCUACUUUAGAGUUUUUUCUUGUUGCACCUAUAGUUUUGCUGGCAAUAUUUAUCUUCAAUGCAGGAAAGAAUGGUAACACUUUGAGACAAAAUGAUCAAGAUAAUGGAUACACUUACUUCCCAUUAGCAACAAAAUAACACAGUUUCUCAGUAAAUUAGUUUUUUUUGUAGAAAGAAUAUUAUUAUUACAAUUACAAAGUAAAACAAUUUUAAUUUAUAUUAUAAUAUAUAUUUUUGUCUUUUAGUUACAUUUCUGUGAAUUUCGCCUUUGAAAGGCAUUGAAUAWUAAAUGGUUUAUUCAACAAACACAUUAAAUUAUUUGUAUUAAGUAUAUAUUUGCACUUUUCACCCUAUUCCAUCCCUAAACAUGAAAUUUUCCUCUGUAAAAAAUGGUACCAUAAUCUGACAUUUAGAAGUUUGCUCUUUGCCAAGUUAACAAAAUUUUACCAUUAGAUAAUAUGUAGUCAUUUUCAUUUUAUAAACAAUUAAGAUUACAAAGGUGACUGUAUAAUAGUGUCCAAUUAUUGUAAACAUUUUUUUCUACUGAAACAGGACACGGCUGACAUGAUAAAACUACAUGACAAUUACUUUUUACAUAUUAUUAGGUAAGUACURUUGAAGAUUAACAAAUCUUAUUUUUUGUUUUUGUUUCACAUUUCUAAAAUAUCCAAUAUCCAUCACCCAUGUUUUUAUCCUAUCUAGUAUCUAAAUACAAUUUUAAAACUGUAUUUUGUAUAUAUAUUUGAAAUUCAAAUUUCAAUAGAAAAUUCUUUAUUAUAUAUGUUAGGAUUAUUUAAAUAAUUCUUAUAGUGUUUGGUUAGAGCUGUUUGCAGAAGCCCGUGAAACYUAAUACUGUACUAGCUGUUAACUAAAAGUGCAAUAAAAUAAUGAGUGAUAA